Setaria italica (foxtail millet) is the source of this 773-nucleotide messenger RNA. Its product is annotated as BTB/POZ and MATH domain-containing protein 3. Gene Ontology annotation, molecular function: protein binding. Lineage: Eukaryota; Viridiplantae; Streptophyta; Magnoliopsida; Poales; Poaceae. The record is from RefSeq and is a predicted model, not a curated record. Bases 27 to 773 code for a protein of 248 amino acids. Gene Ontology annotation, biological process: protein ubiquitination. The transcript has a single exon.
CCAGGGAGCUUCGAACCGAGGACAGGAUGGUACGUCCCAGCAGGACGCCUACCCUCGUCGCUGUGCCGCCGCCCGAUCUCAGCCGGCAUCUCGGCGACCUCCUCGCAGCCGGGCAUGGCGCCGACGUGACGUUCCAGGUUGCCGGCGAGACGUUCAGGGCGCACAGGUACAUUCUGGCGGCCAGAUCGUCGGUGUUCAAGGCACAAUUCUUGGGCGCCAUGAGGGAGAGCAAUGUCAGCAGCCAAGCGUAUCCGAUACGCGUGGCUGACAUGGAGCCACAGGUGUUCCGGGCUUUGCUCGCUUUCUUGUACACCGACGCACUGCCAGAUUAUUGCUCUUCGGGUCAAGAAGACGAAGCAGCCGCGAUGGCUCAGCAUCUGCUUGUCGCCGCAGACAGGUACGGCAUGGAGAGGCUGAAGCUCGUUUGCGAAGAUAGCCUGUGCAAGCACAUUGAUACAGGCUCUGUGGCGAUCAUCUUGGCUUUGGCUGAGCAGCACAACUACCAGGGGCUGAAGAAGGCCUGCUUCCGGUUCAUGAUCAGGUCCUCUUCAGCUCUGAAUGAUGUACUGGCAACUGAUGGGUUCCAACAUUUACCCCGAAGCUGCCCUUCUGUUUUGAAGGAGCUGCUAUCCAAUUCUUCUACUCCGGACCCAACUAGUUACUACUGGUACCAAGCACUGGUAGUGGUACUUAUUCUAUGCUUUGCGGUUUGGGGGUUUGUAGUUUUCAUUGUUAACCACUUCUCUCCUGUCAAGCUAGUACUAACUAGCUAG